CAAGCCGGUCAGUUGUUUGCCGACACGUGCCGGGUGUUUUAUGUUUGUAAAUGUGCCCAUAACGGAGUGUUUUGUAUUUAUUUAUUUCUAGUAUUGUUAAGUUUGUUUUUUCUCUUCGAGUUUUCCUUCUAAAAGCGUUUUCCGCGUGUUCGAAACGUCCGACAAAAAACAUUAUUUAAUAUUUCCAAUAGUUUAAAAUCAACAUUUUUUUUCGUUAUAAUACAAAAAUUACUUUAUCAACUACCUAUUUGCUCGGUUAACCGUCGUUAAUACUACAAUUUUUAUUUUUAACUUUCGCAUGUGCAAUUAGACGUUUUUCAGUAUAGCAUACCGUAAUCGAAAACCUCUGAAUGUCGACCUCGACGGGUUAAGCACCGUCACGUGUGUUGAGUUUUAUAAAGGAUUUGGACGUCAACUAUCACCACAGAGAAUAUCAAACUUAUUAUGUGUGAGUUACACACCAACCACGAUGACUCUGUGUUUGACGACAUAGAUCUGGGACUGAAGUCUAUACUUGACGAACCGUUUCAUCCGUUUUUCGGAAACAUUGACGAUAAAUGUAUGGACGAACCAAAUCCCAAAAUAGCUCGGAUCGAAGAUUCAAUUGAAAUGGGUAAGAAAACCCAAUCGCUGACCAAUGUCCCAAAAAGAGGCAGUCGCAAGUCGUCAGGUAAAGCAUGCGGAGUGCCGAGGGACGGUGGAAACAUUGACAAAAAAGAAGAAACCGAACUUUUAUGGACCAACGUCGUAGAAUCUCAAUCAGCGUUCCUGGGACCAAACCUUUGGGACAACAAAACCAUACCUUACGAUAACGACCUCAAGUACUGCGAUUUGGACGAAUUCUUAUCCGAAAACGGGUUGCCGGUGGAAAGUGACCAACAGAACGGCGGCACCCCGGCCGGUAGUGGACCGAACGCAAACCCUGGAGCCAUAGUCUCAUCGGCCGGUAACGGGCCCAUCAUGCCGGGUGUCAACAGUCGCCUGUCGCCUCCGCCCCCCCUGACGCUGCACCCCAUACAACAUCUGCAGGCCAACGGCGCCGGAGGAGUGGCCACCAUACUGACCAAGCGCGAACCGUCACCGUCGCCGAGCGAACCGUUGAGUCCGAUCACCAUCAACCCGCCAUCGCCAGCUGACUCAACAUUGUCGUUCGCGUCGUCCAGCCGAGAUUUCGACCCGAGAACAAGGCCGUUUUCCGACGAGGAACUGAAACCACAGCCAAUGGUAAAGAAAUCAAGGAAACAGUUUGUGCCGGACGGGCUUAAAGAUGAAAAAUACUGGGCGAGACGCCGGAAAAACAACAUGGCCGCUAAACGGUCGAGGGACGCAAGGCGUAUGAAAGAGAACCAGAUCGCUUUAAGGGCAGGCUUUUUAGAAAAAGAGAACAUGGGCCUCCGACAAGAGAUGGAACGUUUAAAGAAAGAAAAUUUAGCACUACGGGACCGGCUGUCCAAGUUCACCAACGAGAUCUAAACUCAAAAAUUAUACCGAGUUACUUAUAUAUAGAUAUAUAUAUAUAUAUACAUCACACUCGCAAAUUACACGUGCAUUAUGUGUGUGUUGGUGUACUUUUUACCCUGUUUAUUAUUUUAUUAUUAUUAUUUUUUUUUUGUAAAAGAAACACCUACUUACCCAAAACAUUAUCGUUUUAUAUUAUGUAUACAUUAUUAUUAUUAUUAUAAUAUUAGGUAAAUCAUAUAUAUCUAUAAAUUAUAAAUGUAUACAUCGUUUUUGAUUUACAUACAUUUAUAAAAUAUAUUUUAACCAAUCGGUUGACCUUAGGAAAAAAAUGAAGGAUAUCCAUCGGUAUAAUAUAAGUAUAUAUAUUAUUAUUAUUAAAACACUUCAGUAUGGUUUGAUAUUAUUUUAUUUUUAUUUUUUUGAUAUUGCGCAAAUAUUAUUAUAAUAAUAUAUUUUACGCAACUGAUCUCAAUAUUCUCCCAUACUAAGUAAGUCGUUUUUUUGCUUUCAUUUUACGGUUACCCAUGCAUUUAUAUAAUAAUCAAUAUCGAUUACAUUCAAAAUUAAUAAGAAAUAAUAAUAAUAUACAUUUUUCAAAUAUAUUAUGGUUUUGUUGUAGGUAUUUACUGUACAUAUAUAAAAUAAAAUAAAAUACAAAAUAGGUCUAUAUUAUAAUAUUAUUAAAUUAUUAUUAUUAUUAUUAUUAUUAAUAUUUUGAUUAUAUUAUUAUUAUUAUAUUAGAAUUCGUCCUAUUUAUGUUUGUACAGUUAAGAUGAGUAGUUUAUCCGCUUCAACAGACAUAUUAUAUUAAUAUAGUCGGCAUUGCGAUUCAGGUUAGGUUAAAAAAAUUGCAUAACAAUUGGUUGCCUGAACGAUAGGAAACGUACUUUUUAAUUUAAAUUCUAUUUUUUUUUGUCAAUGUUUUUUUUUUUAAACUUUUUAUAAUCUUGACCAGAUUUGGGUCGUUGAGAGAAUAGGUUCUUAAAAAAAAUUUACAAGUAUCCAGUUAUCUUUUUUUGAACGCUUUAUUUCAACAUAAAUAAUUAAUUAAUAAAUUAACACCUAACUUAGUUUAUAUUACUUCACCCCUAUUCAUAUAUAUAUAUAUUUGUGUGUGUGUGUGUACGUAUAGUUUAAGGCAUGUUCUUUUUAAUAUUGUUUAAAUUUACCAUUAUUAUUUAAUUUUGUUUGGUUAGAUACUUAACUUUUUCUUCUUUUAUUUUGUAGUAAGCUAAGUGUUGAUUUUUUUAAAUGUUUAUUUCUAGACAUUUGAACGAUUAUUGACAAUGCGGUCGAUUAUUUUGUAUUGUACAUAGUUUAUAAUAUUAAUUAGGCUUUAUAGUAUAUAAUAUAUAUAUUUAUAAUAAGAAGGUAUUCGUUCUAAGAAUAAUAUACAUUUUGCUAUUUUGUGAAUAGUUAUUUUUUUUAUAAUAAUUUUAUUAUAAUAAUAUAAUACCUAAUUGUAUAAUUUUGUUUGAUAAAAAAAGAAAACGUGUAUGGGUUAGGGCUUCUGCUUAUGAUUUUAGUUUUUUUUUUUUAAUUCUUUUUGUGUAUAUGAUUUCCGUGUACGCCUUAAAAAAAUGAAUGUAAACAUAUAAUUAUCAUUAUUAUAGCAUUGUUGUCAAACUAUAAUUUUUGUCCGAGUUCUAUAUUUUUUUGCAUAAAUAUACACAAAUAACCAAU
This is a messenger RNA of Adelges cooleyi (spruce gall adelgid), 3144 nucleotides long. Its product is annotated as hepatic leukemia factor-like. NCBI's taxonomy places the organism in Eukaryota, Metazoa, Arthropoda, Insecta, Hemiptera, Adelgidae. Gene Ontology annotation, biological process: regulation of transcription by RNA polymerase II. The transcript has 8 exons. The record is from RefSeq and is a predicted model, not a curated record. Bases 445 to 1473 code for a protein of 342 amino acids. Gene Ontology annotation, cellular component: nucleus. Gene Ontology annotation, molecular function: DNA-binding transcription factor activity, RNA polymerase II-specific; RNA polymerase II cis-regulatory region sequence-specific DNA binding.